Porites evermanni is the source of this 24678-nucleotide messenger RNA. The record is from the annotation of a GenBank genome assembly. Lineage: Eukaryota; Metazoa; Cnidaria; Anthozoa; Scleractinia; Poritidae.
UGCCUGGUAGAAACUUGCUACUUUUGUCGUGGUGCGGAGAUCUUCGCAGUCGUUCAUCGUGUGUGUUUUGUAAAUAAUGGCUAUCUCUGUUCGUUUUUGUCUUCGAACUAUAAAUACAGAUGGCAAACUACAGUUUCGACGGGUAUUUAAAAAGUUGGAAAGUAUGUACAAUUCAUUCCUACAACAAAAAUCGCCUUUCUGUACCACUGGAAGAUUAGGCAGGUGAGUCCAUCAAGACGCUUAAGUAAUAAUAUUAUUACAGUUUUUUUGUACUCGUACUUCACAGGAAAAGAAAGUCAAAAAUCGCUAAGGUUAGUGUAAAAGAGAAGCAGACAUCAAUUUACCAUGGUCUAUUCCCUAUAGAAAGUCAAAGUGGUCUAAACGUUGCAGUCAAACUAUUUUGGCUGCGGCUCGUGUCUCGUGUCCCCUUGAGUUUUUAACUUUUUUGACGUCAUUCCUAUGUUUUUUUUAGAGAAUAGAACAUAAAAAAUAUAUUUCUGUUUGUUUUAAUACGAUAAUUUUUUUUGGAAAAAUAUUGCACACGAGAGACAGGGAAAAUUAAAACAAAUUUAACCAUCAUCACGUUAUUUUUUGUGAUCAUUAUGGACCACUACGGCUCUCGGACAAUCAGCAUACAAGAAAUCGCUCAGAUAUUGUAAAAAAUGUCUUGGUUUUGUGAAAUCACGCCCACAUAAGACUGUUCGGGCAUAAAUGCUAUGAUUAUUGUUAUUUGUUAAGCUACACCUUCACAAUAUAUACCCCUUAUAUUUUUGUCAAUCAGGGGCCGGUUGCUCGAAGCUUGGUUAGCGCUAACCGUUGGUUAAGAGGUAUCAAAAUGUAUAGGUUUCCAUGGUAUUUAACGCUGGUUAGCACUAACCACGCUUCGAGCAACCCGGGCCAGGUAGUUAAAAUGCAGUGGUAUAGCCUGUGCUCUUUGCAGCUUUUGACUGAAGAAAGUUCUUUUCCAAGUAGUUCAUGUAAAAGUAAAAAUAAAGUACCAGCAGAAACUCACAAGUGGUUGAAACAUGUAACUCGCAUUCGAUGCUUGUGAAUAUUCACUUUUACCAUAUUUGGAAACCUGAGUGACAGAUAUCAAUUUCCAACAAAAUGGCUGCCGUGCGAUCACCAUGCAGAUGUUUUAAGAUGAGAGUUCUGCAUUUCAGGGUUAAAAAUACACCGUUAAAAGACAAAAAAUGGAAAGAGAUAGUUCAAAAGAAUGCUCAGCUUUCUUUUUGUGGAAGAAGGGAAGCUUUUCAUCAAGAAAUCGUCCUUCAAGGAAUUCAUCCUUGUUUUCUUCAUGACGGAGCACAUGGUCCCGGGGGGGGACUCCCAUAUGAAACAGAUGGGGAUGCUCGUCGUCUCGCUUAGGGGUGUAAAUUUUGGAUUUUGGUCUCGCUUAGGGUGUUCCGGGCAAAGCGCCAAUAUUUUAAGCCGCCAAGGUCUCGUUUAGGGUUCUGCGAAGAAACACAGAAUUAUGCGAAGAGAAACAGAAGUCAAUUUUCUUUUUAACUUUGUUUGUUAUGUCUUUAUAUCAUUAAAACUCAUUGCAUGUCGUCUUUGUGUGUUUUUAAGCGGUCUCUUUUAGGGGUGAAAAUUUGCUUAAGCCAUGCCCAGAUUGGUCUCCUUUAGGGGUCACAAAAAGCUUAAGUCACGCCCAGACGGUCUCCUUUAGGGGUUAAAUUCAAAAUUUCCGACGAGCAUCCCCGUCUGUUUCAUAUGGGAGUCCCCCCCCCGGGCACAUGGUCUCUUUUGAAAUGCAACGAAUGCAGUGAAGUUUUUGCUGAAUUUUUAGGUACAUUUUGCACUCUAUGGCCAAGACAAUUAUGUUUUUGAAAGGAAAUUUAUGUAUUUUUAAAUGUUUCAUAGACGUUUUAUAAAUUUUUCUCUGGAUGGAUUUUGUGUUGAAUUUUGCCAUGUGCUCAGCUGAUUUCACUUGCGUGAACGGAUCCACGAUCCAGAUAGUGUUUUCCAAAUUGCUUUAAAGGAUUAACUUUUUGGAUAUUGAAUAAAAAUUUUCAAGAAAUGGCUUCUCCGUCUAUUGUUUUGAGUUUGUUCAUUUAUGAAAUUAGCUCAAAACAUGAUUGUGCAUCCAAGCUAAAUUUAAGCUUAAAUGCUGCUCACAUUCAUUACAUGCAUCUCUUUUCGGUACACAGCUAAUGAAUUUUAUUCGAAAAUGUUUGUUACUGUUUAUUCUACACUUUUAAUGUAAGAAUUUUAAAAACCUAUUUGCAGUAUAAGUUUUCUGUGGAGAGGGUCAAUGAGGUAUCGUUUUUUGAAGUGACAACUUCAAGAAGUUGCAAGGACGUCAAAAGGUUUCACAAUGUUACGUUUGGCCAGGGUGGAAAGGCAAUAAUAUCCUUCUCAGUGUUUCGGUACGAUCAUUCCUGGUUUCAACCUUUGAAAACUUUCUUGGCUUUCGGGAGUUUUUCCCCCGUUUGUCGGCCAUUUUUUUAAGCGGGCGUGGGAACCUGAAGUAAAAUUACGUCACAUUGUUUAUGAAGUUUGAUUGGUCAGUUAUCUCUUCUUCUCGUUCCAAAUAUGGUACUUUCAAAAAUGAACAAUCACGAGGGUCGGACAGAGCAAACAUAUGAGAGUUACAUGUUUCAACCCCUUAUGAGUUUCUGGUACCAGUCAAUUUCAAAACUGCCCAUGCCCCCAACCCUACCCCAUCCCUCUCCCUCCCCCCCACCAAGCCAAAAAAUUUCCCUUUAUGUUCACUUGGCAGUUUAAAUGGUCAAAUGUCCCACUGAAUAGCGCUUCAAAAAGUGUCAAAUCCCUCACCCACCAGUGACAAUGCAAAAGUUUUCCCAUGCGUUCAAACAACCGUUUAUUCAAAUGUAAAUACAGUGAAACCUGAUUAAGCGCACACCUUCAGGACCUUCCCAAGGGUCCACUUAUUAGAGGGUGUUCACUUGAUAGAGGUUUGUGAAAAUCGCACAAUGUUUGUUAACGAUUAAUUUUCAACAGUUACUCCGUACUGUGAUAAAGUUUCACAUUGUUAAGGGAGCUAAGGAAGCUGUGCUGUACUUUGUGCAAGACUUUUAGAUGAACUUUUGACAGCUAAAUGUAUUGCUUUAUCUUUAUUAAUCGACUACAGUACAUAUUUCAAGGACAUAAUCAAAUACUACUAUUGUCAAUUCAGUCCUGUGUCUGCUUAACAGAGAUUUUCAAUAAAAAAAAGGAAUUAGCAUAGGAAUUAGCCAAAUACAAGUUCUUUUAGUAUCCGCACCCACUUAAUAGAGGUGUCCGCUGAACAGGGGUUCGUUAUAAAGGGAAAUAUAAGAUGUUAGUUUCGGGACCUUGCUUAAUGUCCGCUUACUAGAGCCUUGUUCGCUUAAUUGGGGGUCUGCUUAAUAGAGGAUUCACUGUAUUCUACUAAUCACUACCAAAAUAUCUUAAGUCUCAGAAAGCUGUCUUAAAGAGGUUAGUUCAUUUCAAUAAAAUUGUUCAUUCCAUUUUUAUGGCAUAUCAGCUUUCAUAGAAGGAACUGUUCUUUCCCUGAUGCAAAACCUGUAAUUGCUGAAUUCAUUGUAGUUAAUAUAAAUAUAGAAACUCUAAAGAUCUCAUCAUUUGCAAUACAGUUGAAACUCUCCUUGUGACCACUGUCAUAAGCAACCAGCUCUAAAGAACUGUGACUCAAACUUUGUAAAAAAAGUGCCCGCAACCACUGAUUGGGAUUACCCAGCUGGACUUUUCCUUUGUUUUUUAGCUCUCAUAAGCAACCACUCAGUCUUGAUUCAUAUAAAUCAAUGAUACUGCACACUGCGCUAAUGGUUUGUUGAUUAAGAUCUUGUACAGUGCUGUGUUGUAUUUGUAAAAGUUUACGGUCAUUUCCAUAGUGACCAUUCUGCUUGCAUGGCAAAGACCACUCACAGAGCCUAUCGCCAACAUGAACACCUCUUCAAUUUGUGUAGAGACACUCAUUAAUUUAAACAUUAUUUCUUUAAUUGACAACCCUCUAUUGUUUUACCAUGCAGUCACUUAGGACAAACCUCCAAGUUAAAGUGUUUGCCUUUGCAAAAUGGUGACCAAUUCUUUUGGUUUUUUAGGUAGACUUUUUUCCAAAUCAGGUUGUCAGCUUCAAAAUUUUAGGCACCAUGGUGACUAAAAUGGUUGCAACUUAGAGGUUUGUUAGGAGUUGAGCUCAUUCUUGUAAGCAACCAGCUCUAGUUACGACCACUUUUUUGAUUUUAUGCGGUGGUCGCUUAUAAGAGCUUUGACUAUAUAUAUUGUUUUGACAGUGAAUCACAAAGAGAUGCAAUAUACCAUGUUUUCAAGAAUGAAGAUGGCAAAGUACCAGUGGCCAGAUUUAUUGCAGUAAGGGAAAAAUCAAAAUUGUUAAUCAGUUAUCAGUGAUAAUCAUUCUAAGUAUGUAAGUAUGCAGUGCAGCCACAUUUUAACUGUUUGGAGGUCUGGUUGGUUGUGAAGGUUGUCUAUUGGCAGAAUAGUAAAUAUUAAUAUCAUGUACUGUGGCUUGAUUGCCAGAGAUCAAAUUCUAAAUCUUUCAACAAAAGCUAAGUUGGUGCUAGAUCAACCUGUAUACCAACGUGUUUAAAUCUGAAGGUGGUAGACACUCUCUUCAGUACAGAGGGCCUCAUAUGCAAAACUUUAUAAAAGCAAAGUUACUGCACUUUUAAAAAACACAUGAAUUCUGAAGUUCAAAAGCCAACUGACAGUUGCGGUUUUUGGUGCCGUCUAUCACCUUAGGAAACAGAAGUUUGCUUCAACGAUUUGUGAUUGGUGGACCUAAAUCCAUUUGUGUGUUUCUCUGUUUCAGGGUUCAUUGAUUCUGAUUGUAUUUUUAUUCUACUGUGAUUGAUGGUAGCAAAAAAUGCAUUCAUUUUGUAAAGGUGGCCUUUGAAUUUCAGAGUUUGCAUGUUUUUGAAAAUCGCAGUAACUUCUCUGGAGUCUAUUGGUAUAUUAAAAUUAAUAAAUUAGCCAAAUAAUUUCUGGUGCCUUGAAAAAAAUCUGAUAAAAGUUUUCAUCCAUGAAUUUAAGAUAAAUGAAUAUUAUAAUUAUUUAGGCUUUAAAAGAAACUGGUUUGAGAGUGAGAGAUCCAAGACUGAAGGAGACAAUGAGCAAAUUUGAACAGUAUUUACAGCAAGAGAAUUUUGAAGGAUAUGUUGACAAAGAGACAUUCAGAAGGUAAAUGCAUUGUUUUGAUCAUGACACAGCCAAGGAAAACAACUGAAGGAUGUAACUGAAGAAACAUCACUAUCCUGCUCUAGAGAUAAUUAUGGAAAUUGAAGUUUGCUCAAUUCUUGGUGAAAGAAGCAUAUCCUUCUUUAAUCUUUUAUCAACAUUAUUGCCUGUAGUAAGCUAGAUCUGGAAACGGGCAGUCAGUCUUGCACCUGAGUGCUCAUAGCAUUGACUGCAAAGGUGAAAAUACAAAAAUUAAACACUUAGGUUUACAAUUAAUUAAUUGCCACAUUCAGUAUAAAAAAAACAAUAAUUUACUUGAAAGUAAUGUUCUCAGUGUCUUAUAAGGUCACAGUAAAGUGAAAGUUAGGGACUUGUCAGAAAUUAGCAGGGGGGACGGGGGUGGAAACAGAGGGAGGGUCACAACUUUUUGAGACUCAGAAAAGGGAGGGGUCAUGAAAAAUGGGCCGUUAAAAGGGGGAGAGUCUUGCAAAUAAUAUGCCCGUGAUCAUGUAGAGGCUCACCCACAGAAGAAAAAGGAAGUUCUUUUUUUUGGUAAAAAAACUUGGGAGAAAUAGGAGAGUCAAGUGAUCAGCUGUCAAAAUGAGAGUCGGACUCUUAAUGCUGUCAUCUAAAAUGUACGUAUGUAGCAUUACAAAGAACAGAUUAGAAAUAUAUUUUGAGUUUUCAUAAUACUGACUCACCCAGGUGUAUUGCAAGAACUAGAUUUUAUCAUUUACACAAGAGGGGGAGGGUGAUGAUAUUUUAGGCCAAGCUCAAGGGGAGGGUUAGCAAAUUUCACUCCCAUUGCAGGGAUGGGUCACUGCAUUUCCGAACCCAAAUUUAAAGUUCCCACCCCGCCCUCCCCUCUGCUAAUUUCUGACAAGUCCCUUUAGUCUUUUAUUGUUAAUGAUGUAAUAACUCAGGAUUGGUGAUGUAUCAAAAUUUCAGAUCCAUUCAGGAAAAUAUAAUGCUUAUUGAGGGUGCCCUUCAUGGGGAUUUUGUGAUUCCAGAGUUUGGUCAAUUCACCAAGCAUUUAGAGGAAAUAUAUCACCACUGUAAAGGAAAUGCUGAAGGGAAGGUUGGUAUGAAUGAUCUGGUGAAAGUUAAAAUGUAUAUUUCCUACUAUCACACAAGCAACAGGCAGAUGUAUAUGACCACUCUGCCAUGUGAGAUAUGGAAAACUUCACUCAUGGAGAGAGACAACUACAAGACAGGCCAAUCUUUUAAUUUUAUAGUAGACAACAACAAGAAAGUGAGAAUGACAGAGGAAGCAAGACAAGCACUUUGGCUUGCUUUACAGCUUAUGAACAAGACAUGUACUGUCUUGCUACUGUCCAAGCUGGGAUCUGACUAGAUUUGACCAUGAAAAUGGGCAAGAGACAAAGAUAGAAAAGAAAUAAAAUUAUGUAACUUUCAAUGCUUUUUUUUCUCCAUGCUGAACAUUACAGUGACACUGAAAAGGGUGAUUUUUUGCUUUGAAAGAUCCUUUCUCACUUUCCUGUAAGACGUCCUGAUUUUUUCCUACAUUAUGUCAUCUGCAAAGCAAUUUUAUCCCAAGUGCCAAAUUUUUCAGUGGCCAUUGAAUCUCUGUAAGUACAUGUAUCCCAAAUGAACUGAUCAGUCCAUAGCUAGCAGGGGAGCAAGGGGGGCAGCUGCCCCCCCCCCCCCCCCCCCCCCCCCCCGUGACACAAACACAAAAAAAACCAUGUGGGGGGGGUUUUGUUUUUUUUACAAUUUUGUUUUUUAUUAUUAAGAGGCUGGUUCCUUCUUUAUCUUUUUUGUGUGUAAUUUGUUAGUGGUAUCUCUGAUCAGUUACAUGAAAGGAGAACAUAUUGUGUUUCCAGUACUACAAAUUUUUUUGUUGUGGGUGUCCACGAUUUUUUACCACAUUUUGUCUUCUGAAAAAAAAUUUUUUCCCAGAGUCCAAAUUUUUUAGUGGCAAUUGAAUCUCUGUAAAGAAAUGUACCCCAAAUGAACCGACCCGCCCAUAACUAGCGGGGGGGCAAGGGGGGCCGCUGCCCCCCCCCCCCCCUGGACCUGUUAAGCCAGACACAUCAAGUCUGUGGAUGGAGUUGUUUUUGCUAGACUCAGUUAUUUUGGUUAUAGAGACUUGCAAUUGUUUGCCAUUUUCACAUUUGAGGUCGAUUAUUCGGAGACAUAUCUCAUGACAAGUGCUGAAAAUAGCAUUUUGGAGCUUCCAAAUUUGAAAAUUUUCUUGGUGAGGAUACCCCCAGUCCCCUCUACAAGGCUCUUGCUUUUCAGUGCUCAAACUAAUGCCCCCCCGCCGUUACAGAAAACCUAGUUACCGCCCAGGGUGUGCCAUAGCCGGUUAAAUAAUAGCUACAGUCAACGCUCUCAUAAUUAACAUACACCACUCAAAGACGGACACCUACAUGUAGUGCUGGUCCUUGCUGUUUUUCAGCUAUUUUAUGGUAACUUUGCUCUCUAUAAAACCGACAAUGGAUACUUGAGAAGUGCUGUAUGCAGGGAGAAAUAACUCCAAAUAGAAACGUGGGUGCUGGACAUGGUAGUUACGUAGUUGCAAAAUUUUUGAUAUUAAUUUUUGGAGUCUUUCCAGUUGUCUGAGUUUUUACUGCCACUCUUUUAGAUCAUGAAUUAAACCAUGAAUGUUCACUUGCAUUGAUUGUUUGAUUGCACAAUAAGAAAAUAAUAUAUUUUAUUCCACUUUUUGGUUACAAUGCUCCAGUUUAAACUGUCUUGCAUAAAUGAAACACGCAUGUAUUCAUUGUGAAUGGGUGCAGCGUAAGUCUCACUGUUGUCACGUCACCUCCACCCUCUAUAAGCCAGACCAGAAACUUCUCUAGUAAGACAGUUGAAGCUGGUCCCGACAGUAUCCAUCUUAGAGAGAAAUGACUGUACAGCUAAAAGUAUUCAUUUAUCUUUUAAAGUUUUUAUAUUUUGUUUUUAUUAUCUUUCUAUAUCAAGGUGGCUGAUUACAUUCCUCAACUGGCAAAGUUUGACCCUAAUCUGUGGGGCGUGGCAGUUUGUUCUGUUGAUGGGCAGAGGUAAGCAAGGCCUGGUUCAAAUGUUGCCUUUUAAAAUGUUCUGAUCAGAAUUUCAUAUUAAUGUGGAAAAUAUCUUCUUCCUGCUCAUUUGCAUUACUUUUAGAAUGUUAAAAAAUUAUUAAAGAAAUUCCUAAAAAAGAAUCAGAAAUUUGAAAAUAAGAAUGUUUUCUUAACGUCAUUUUCUUUCUUACUAAUUUUAGAUCUGGCCAUGUUAUUAGUUUUGUUCAAAGCCAUUCCUCAAACUUUAUUGAUCAUGAGGUCGUAAAAUAUAGUGCCACUUUCUCAUCAUAAAAAGAUUUUGGUUUUUUUUUUUUAUGGUAGAAACUUGACUUUAUCAGUUCACAAUUGAUGAUUUUUUUUUUAAAUUUCACUCCCGCCAACCCCCUCCACAGUUUCUUUUAAAACUAACCCCUUCAUGCUGAAUGUUUAACUACCCUGGCAAUUGCUUUUAAAUGUUAACAUGAUUAAAAACCAUCCUCAUACAAUCUUUGCGACACUACAUUCACAGGAAAAAAUAACGGAUUCCUGUUUUGGGAUAUUUUUGGGUAUUUAAAGAAUACCCACAAAAAUCCCAAAUUUGGAAGAGUGAGACAAGUCCGAAUCUGGGAACUUGGUUGGGAAUUCCCUGGUUGGGACUUGUCUCACUUUGCCAAAUUUGGGAUUUUUAUGGGUAUUCUUUAAAUACCCAAAAAUAUCCAAAAAUGGGAAUCCGUUAUUUUUUCCUGUGAUUCAUUGCCAGAUUUGCUAUUGGAGACUACAAGGAUCACUUCUGCCUUCAGUCUGUAUCCAAAUGCCUUCAUUAUCCUAUUGUUUUAGAGGACCUGACCACAAAAGUAGUAAGUAUGAGGAGAAUCAGGGAAAAGAGUAAUGAACUAAAGACGAGUUGCAGUCAAACCUCCCUUAAGUGGCCAAAAAUGCAAAGAGUUAUUGGUUGUUUAAGGGGGUGGUCACCUACAAAGGGUCAAAAUGCAGGAGGUUUUUUAUGAGGAGAAGUCCCGGGGGGGGGAUACUUUAGGAAUUUCUGGGUAGGGUUGUGCUGCUGGGACCCUGGAACCCUUAACCUAUACCAGAGCUAGUUUCGCUGAAUUUUGCUACCCUAUACUAGAGUAAACUCCCCAAAUCCCCCCUAUCCUAGAGUAGCUGUUUUCCAGAAACUACUGAGGUCACUAGCACAGUCUAGCCAAACAAAGCCUUAUACCACAAUCCUUAGUCUAGAUAAAAUCUGCAACCAACUGAUCAGUUUCCUGAAAAAUGAUACCCUAUUCUAGACCCAAAUGCUCCGAUUUACAUACCCUAUCCUAGAGUAAACUGCUUGAAAACCAUACCCUUCACAGCGGCACAUACCUAUAUCGCCCAUAUAUGGCAGUAAUCCCCCUCCCCCCCAGCGUGGGAGAAGUCCAGACACAUCUAUUUUUGGAGAGAAUGUAUUACGUGCUAUUUUUGGAUCAAUUUAGGUUUUUAGGAAACUGCCCACCUACCCUUUCCCUAAGUCAUCAGUUUGCCCUAAGUGAGAAGUAAGGUUAGUGUUAAUGUUAGCUUAGGGAAGGGGUAGGUGGGCAGUUUUCAAGAAACCUAGUAAAUGUAUUUGUUUUUACUAGUUCUUUUCAUACUGUCAUACUCUGAGUAGUGUGGUACGUACAGCAAACACAAUGGUCAGACGAUUGUAUCAGGUGUCCGCUUAGAAGAGGUUAAAACCAUAAUCCUAAAAAAGUGGUCACAGUGUGUUGUUACAAAAGGUGGUCUGGGAAAAUUGUGGUGUUUUGAAUGAGUGGUUGCUCAUAGGAGGUGGUCGUUUCUCAAAGGUGUUCGUGCAUAGAGGUUUGACUCUAUUUACUAAAUACUGUGUGAUAACAAAAACUGUAGGUAGCUCAAAACCUCAGGAAAUUACCCAGCCAGUGAAAUGACCAAGGUCCCUGCAAAGUUUUAUACAAAUUAAACUUAUUUGUUUGUCACCCAAUGGCCAAAGUAAGUUGUCAGGUCAAGCUACUCGGUCUAAAACUUUCUCUCCUAGUAAUAGCCAAUGUAAAAAGUUCCUUAAAAUUUCAAAUGUCUUUUUGUAAAAUCCGAAGAAAUAAAAUUAAUAAUACCACUCAAAUGGUUGCCAAAGAGUCAAGAGAGGGUAAGGAGUGUGUUCCAUAACACCACAGAAUUUUGUCCUCAGAUUUGAAAGGAUGUGACAAUUAAUUAUCCUGCCCUAACUUGGCUUGAGGAUUGAAGUGAUAGACUACUGCCACUUCUAAAAACAAUUUUCAGUUUGUUUAAUUAUUUCUUUUAACAUAAGUUUCAUUAACAUCAGGCUAUCUAGUAUCUGAAUUUCUCAUGCUUCUAGUUUCCUCUAACAGGUUCACAAAUACGUUGGACAUGAGCCAAGUGGGCAAACAUUCAACUACUUACACUUGAAUAAUAAUGGUUAGUUUAUAAUAAUAAUAUAAGUUACAUACAUGUAUUAUGAAUAAAAACAAAAUCAUUUUAUCAUCUCAACUUCCCCUAGUUAACCCUAUUAAAGUGCUUUUAUUUUAAGAACUGCUUUGUAAAUAGGCUGUGCACAAGGCUGUGCUCUAAGGAAAUUGAAGGGGAGCCCAGUGCUCUGAAACUGUAAAAUCUAGGGUGCCCAGUAUAUGAUUUGUAUGAAAAAUCUGAGAUUUGCUAGUCGCCCAAGGGCAAAAGUUAGCGCCAGGGGCCACCGGGCUCUGCUAGAGCACAGCCCUGGUGCAUAUUAUUAUAACCUAGCACAUGAAUAUAUGAUUUGAUUUAUGAAUUUCAUUGAAACAGGGUUUUUGUUUACUUUUUUUUCUUUUCUUUAAUUUCUUAUUCUUAGUUUUGUAUCAUUCUUCAGUAUUUACUCUGUAACCUUUUUGCUUAUGAUAUCCUUUUAAUCAACUUAACAAAGUUUAUUAUUAUCAUAAUGAUAAUUUAUCAUUAAGUGAUAUUAUUAUCAUUACAUUAUCUGACUUCUUUUUGAUCACCCUGAAGGUUGCAAACCUUUGGUUCUCCACUUUGGUAGCAUUUGCUUCAUAAUUUAAUAAAAUUUACUUGUCUACAAAUGACAGUGUAUGCUAAAAAUGAAAAGACUUUCCUGGUUUAAAAUUCCUGUUGCAGAUCGCCCUCACAAUCCAAUGUUAAAUUCUGGUGCCCUUCUUCUGUGUGCACUUCAAAAGGUAUAUAGUAAUUGUAUGUAUUAAAAAUAUAAAUUGAUAUAAAUCGACCUAUAUUAGCGGUAUAGAUAAGAAGAGCUCAUGACAAAUCCAGACUGGAAAACUACUUGCUAGUCGUCCUCAUAGUAACUCCCUGUUAAAACCAAGGAACUUGGAAAAAUUGGCCUUUACAAAGAGGGAAGGGUGGGUGGAGAGCCACAGGAUAAACCUAUUGGAACGCUGGGUUGAGGAAGCAGUCAAAACAAAGAUGUGUCCGCUAGUGGUCACUCAUGUUCUGUGCUCAUUGACAAAACAGCCAACAUUUCGUGAAGCCGCCAUUGGUAACCUCUCAUAAUGACAUCUGAGGAGCGUAGAAAUUCCCUACUGAUGUUGCAUCACUACCCAGAUCUACGUAGGUGGUGUUUCUGAUUGGUUGUGCCACAUGGGAAAUUUCCUUCAGCUUAUCGGAAGUGCUACCCAGAUCUGGGUAAUAAUGCAUCAUCGGUAUGGGAUUUCUGUACUUGUUUCUAAGAUGUAAUUUUGCGGGAAAACCCUUGGUGGCAUCACAAAAUGUCAACAUAUUUUCUCAGGCUACUAUUGACAUUUUCAAUGUGAAACAUUAGGGAACUUGAGCAAAGACGUUAUUGAGCGACGUACAUCAACCGGAAGUGAAGCCUUUUCUUGUUUAACAUGCAUAAACGCUGCCAAAAUUUUACUGCUGAGUGUCCUUUCCUUUAUAAAGAAGAUUUGCUGACAAUUUAGGCAAAACUGCUGCCCAAGGAUGCAAAAAGCCCACUUCCGGUUAACAUGUGUUGCUCAAAAAAUAAUGUCUUUGCUUAAGUUCCCUAUUCACUCUAUCUUUUUUUAAAGCAAUGACAGGGUUUUUGUCACUAAGGGCCAAGGGCUUGGGAUUUCCAACGGCUGUUAUAAGCUUGACCCCCAGCUACAGUAGUUUUAACCCUUUAGCUCGAAGAGUGAUCAACAUCAAUUUUCUCCUAACAACUUUAGCAGGUCAUCAAGAGUAAAGGUUAUGAAAAUUAUUAAAUUGAUUACCGAAGGGAAUUAAAAUGCUUUGAUCUUAAAGCAAAUUCUCUCAACUAUUCUUGAAAGAAAUGUAUGGAGAUCAGUCUGGAGAAUUUGUAUGUGGAUCUUGGGACUGAAAGGGUUUAGGAAAACUAAAGGAAAACAGUAAAGCAGAGACCACAGAACUUUAAAACCAAAGUAAUGCAUGUUAUAUUAAUUUUACUUUAGCAUGUUGAUGUACUAAAGAUUCUUUUACAUAGCCCAAAUUAAGUUCUGAUGUUGGCCUCACAACCUCUUGUACCUCAAAAAAUUAUUCUACUUGCAGCCUGAAUGGCCGUUAGCAGACAGAUGUGAUUAUGUAAGUAUUAUGAAUAUGUAAUUAUUAUGUUUUAUAUUAAAUUGAUGAUAGUUAAAGGUAACAGAACAACUAAAAGUUUUUAAUUCUUUGAAAAUUUCUUUUGCAGGUUCAGAACAAAUUUAAACAGACAGCUGGAGGAGAAUAUGUUGGAUUUAGUAAUGCUACGUGAGUUUGUUGAUGCCAGUUUAUUUAUAAUUUCUAGAUCUCUGCAGGAUCACAAGCCAGGGGGUGGGGGAGUACUGAACAAAUUUUUAUAUGGUGAGGCUUGCAGAGAGGUCCAAUCCCUUACCAUAUUAAAUAGCAUUUUUGACCCCUUCAUAUACAUUCUAUAAUGGAUGAAUGGUGCCCCCUUCACCAACCUAGGUUACAGCUUUGCCUUCCUUAGCUUUCAACUGCUGUAAAUUCACUUUCAUGACAUUAAAAUCUGAGGAAAUCACAAACCAAAAUGUUUUUGCAACUUUUUACAGACUGAAAUGUCAGAUUUCCCUAAUCCUUUCAUGAUGAGAUUACCCCCCUUUCAAAUGCCUGAAGCCUGAGAAGGUUCCCCUUUCAGGUGGAGCCUCCCCAUAUAGGCCAUUAUUGGGAGAAACCUACCAGAUGACAGAACAUAGAAUCAAAAUGUUUCUGUUUGGUUCUAAAGCCACAAAUGUCUCUUUUGUUUAAAAUAAAAAAUAAUAAUUUUAGGGGGGGGGAAACUAGAUUGUGGGAAUCAUGUUAGAAGUUUGCAUGAGGCAGAAGAAUAGUCACAUCAGCCUAAAUUCUCUACACCUUGUGAUUAUUUUUAAUAGAAUAGUUCUUCUACUUUUUAUAUUUCAUAAUGCUCAGCACUUAUUAUGAUUCUGACUCCAUGUGGCUCUGCCUCUAGUGGAAAUCAUAAUUUGAAAUUACAAUAUGCCUUGUUUUGUCUGAGAGCUAGAGUAUAGCAGCCUACUAGCUUGUAAGCUAAUUUUUUAAAAAAUAAUUUCUUGAUUUCAGCUUCCUUUCUGAACGAGAAACUGCAGAUAGAAAUUAUGCCCUGGGCUAUUACAUGAAUGCUCAUAAGGUGAAAUUUAAAGAUUUUAAUACAAAUGUACAAUUCCUUUAUUAUUCAUUAAAGUUACAAUUAUUAUUGCAAAUUAAAUCAGUGGGUAGUGUGUGAUCCAUAUGCAUUCCUCUGUAAACCCCGAUGCGAGGCAACAAGGUUGAACAGUAGAAUAAAGUCUUGAUACAAACACCUGCUCCAGGUCAUUAUUGAUAAAUAUGAUACAGUCUAAUUACUCAUUUGUUUAAUUUCACCAAAAGUAUGAUCAAAUACAAUGGCAUGUAAUUGUGUUAUCGAUCUGUAAUGACUUUCAAAUCUGCAGUACUCGUCACAAAUCUUGAAACACUUGUGUGAUUUUCCCCUUCCCCAAUGUUGAUUAGGGUAUUACAGUCGUCUCACUGCUCCAAAAUACGUGUGGCUCAACAUUGGGGAAGGAGAGGGGCAAAUUAAAGUGAGAAUGAAGGUGUCAGGAGUGAAUGUAAGAAAUUUGGACAAAAUUCAAGACAAAUGGCUCCUGUUUCAACGAUUUGUGACAAGUAUUGUGGCUUGCCUUGAGCUCGCCAUCAUAAAUGCCAACAUCUUCCUUGUAUUUAAAUUAUAAGUUUGUACUGUACUUGCAUAUAGCCUUUUUGCAGUUCAGUGUACUGAAAAGCUCAACCAUAAGGCACUUAAAGUUUUGCAGUUGAUAUGUAAUAUAAUACACUAUUUUAUUCUGUUCAUCCUUAUAACAGGCUUUUCCACCAAACACAAAUCUGAAGGACACUUUUGAACUUUACUUUCACGUGAGUCAUUACAUUUUGAUGUCAAAAAUUCAUUGAAAUUAACUAGUUACAUGUUAACUAUUAUGAUAUUUAUUUACUACUUUAAUUUGAGUGGAGAUGUGUCCCAAAAGAGGGUAUCUAACAGCCAGGGCUUGAGUGUUUUUACAUUUUUAGCCUGUAUCAGGUUCUCAGUGAUAAGAAGGUUAUUUAAAGGGCCAUUCAUUCAUGAUCUGUCUCCUGCUUCCAGGGGGUGGAGGUGGGGUGAGGUAUAUACAUGUACUUUACGAAUUUUUGGUGAGGAUAGGCUACUAGUACCCCACAAACUUCCUAUACCAUACCUAGUUCAGCUGAAUUUUGCUACCCUAUAAAACUAAAUUCUUCAAAUCCUAUGCACCCUCUUUGCAGUUUCAGAAACCACUGAGCUCAACACUUUCUUGCUACAUACUGUAUAAACCAACGAGUUGGAGUUGCACUUUCAGUUUGUAAAUUUAAAUUUGCCAAUAUCAUUUUUUGAGUGUCAGUCCCUGGUUUCUCUGGCUAGUCUUGGCUAAAAUAUUCAACCAUCAAUUUUGUUGUUUGUUUCCUAGAAAAUGAUACCCUUAUUCUAGACCCAGGCUCUCUGAUUUCUGAACCCUAUCUUAGACUAAACUGUUUGAAAACCAUACCCUUCACUGUGUUACAUAACUAUUUAGCCUUAUACAAUGUAAGGGCUGAGUUUUUCACUAAAGUAUGUCAUAUCCUACUUUUUAGACCUGUUCAAUAGAGACAAACUGUGAUGCUGGGAGUGUUAUGGCUGCAACUUUGGCAAAUGGAGGAAUUUGUCCACUGACUGGUCAAAAGGUCACCCCAUAAUAAUGGCAACAAUAUUAUAUUAAUUUUAUAAUUUAUUUCAUGACUGGUUACGUUUGCCUAAAGCAAGUCACCUCAGAUCAAUAUUCUACUGAAAAAAAAAAUCAAAGGAAGUUGCAAAUUUUGCUGCUUGCAAUUUCUUAAAGAAUCACUGAUCAUUUGACAUGCUAAUUAAAAGUAUUCCAUAUACUAGGGUGUAAAAUAAACAUGAAUGACGGUUCCAACAGUUACUGUUUUUCACAACUUUUCUUGAGUGAUCAUGCAUUAGUGAAUAGCUCAGUGAUGUCACGAGCAUGAACAAAAUGCUAUGGUGUUUAUACCAUUCAAAUAAUACCACCAGCAGAACUUUUGCAUAGUAAAUAUUAAAUUCUAACGAUUUUACAAAAAUAUUUUAAAUUUUUGUUACUAGUCUUUUACUUUGGCAACUAUUGGGAAUGAAAAGGUGACAAAUUACUUUGUCUUUUAUAACUUUUCAGGUGUUCAGUUCAAGAACUGUUCAACACACUUUGUCUUUAAUGCAUUCUUGUGGAAUGUAUGAUUACUCAGGACAGUUUGCUUUUCACGUAAGGAUAUCAUCAUCAUCAUUAUUGUUGCUAUUGUUGUUGUUAUUGNCAACUUUGGCAAAUGGAGGAAUUUGUCCACUGACUGGUCAAAAGGUCACCCCAUAAUAAUGGCAACAAUAUUAUAUUAAUUUUAUAAUUUAUUUCAUGACUGGUUACGUUUGCCUAAAGCAAGUCACCUCAGAUCAAUAUUCUACUGAAAAAAAAAAUCAAAGGAAGUUGCAAAUUUUGCUGCUUGCAAUUUCUUAAAGAAUCACUGAUCAUUUGACAUGCUAAUUAAAAGUAUUCCAUAUACUAGGGUGUAAAAUAAACAUGAAUGACGGUUCCAACAGUUACUGUUUUUCACAACUUUUCUUGAGUGAUCAUGCAUUAGUGAAUAGCUCAGUGAUGUCACGAGCAUGAACAAAAUGCUAUGGUGUUUAUACCAUUCAAAUAAUACCACCAGCAGAACUUUUGCAUAGUAAAUAUUAAAUUCUAACAAUUUUACAAAAGUAUUUUAAAUUUUUGUUACUAGUCUUUUACUUUGGCAACUAUUGGGAAUGAAAAGGUGACAAAUUACUUUGUCUUUUAUAACUUUUCAGGUGUUCAGUUCAAGAACUGUUCAACACACUUUGUCUUUAAUGCAUUCUUGUGGAAUGUAUGAUUACUCAGGACAGUUUGCUUUUCACGUAAGGAUAUCAUCAUCAUCAUUAUUGUUGCUAUUGUUGUUGUUAUUGUUAUAUUUCUCCAACUAAUCUUCCUACAUUUCUUAAUUUGUUAAAAUAUCAAUUGGAAGCAUUUUUUUCCUUUGCUUCUAUUUUACUAAUUUUCACAAUCUUGUUAUGUAUUGAUAUUGUGAGAGAAAAAAAUGAUGUUGGACGUUCUUUGCACCAUGCAAACAGUAGCUUAUUAACACUUCAUUAACCCUUUACACCCCAGCAGUGUAUCUCCAGACCAAUCUCUAUACAAUUCCGUAAAGAGUUAGGUUUGAGACUUUUUUUUAAAGAUCAAAUCAUUUUCCCCUCUGAUGAUCAUUUUGUUAAUUCUCAUAACCAUUAAUAUUUCUUUUAAUUCAGUAAAGGAGAAAAUCGAUUGCGGACACUCUUAAGACUUUUAGACAGGGUUAAUUGAAAGGGGCUGUGUCACGAGGAAAUUGCUGUUUUGCAGGUCAAUUUUGUGCUAAGGUCAUUACCAUAAUGCCUUUACCCAUUCACAAAAUUCUCCUGUAGAGUUUGUUAUGAAGAGGAUAUCAAAGAAAUCUCAUCAGGGAGCACUAUCCUUAAUAAAUUUUGGUGACGUGUUGGCCCAAUUUUUUCAGGCUUCAAUCCAUGUCUAUCCUUGCCAUUAUUAUCAUUACCUAUCCUUGAUAUAAAAUUCCCUGUUCGGCUAUUUUAUAAACUCAUAAAUAAUAUCACAAACCCAGAGAGCUUGAAUGAGUUAAUCUCAUUAUGAGAAACAACAUAUGCCUUGAGAGGAAAGGACAUUUUAAAAGUGCCAAAGGUUAACAUAACAUGCUUUGGGCUCAAUUCCUGGCGGUAUCAGGUGCCCAAGAUCUGGAACAGCUUGCCUGAUGUCGUAAGAGCAUCGUCUGAUUUUAAAACGUUCAAAAAACUGUUAGAAAAUGAGUCAUUAUUUUAGUAUCGAUGAAUCACCUUUUUAAUAAAUUUUGUAUAUAAUUUUCUUAAUAAUAUUAAAUAUUUUAAAUUGUACAUAGUUUUUCAGUAUUGUUUUAAUCAUUUUUCAAGGAACUAUUAUGUUUCAUUUACAGUGGUAUACCUGUGAAUUAGUUGGUGAAGUUUUCUCUUUUAACCAACCCACAUAGCUAAGAGUAUGUGCCACUUAAAGUAAAGCAUCUUAUCUUAUCUUAUCAUUUGUAGAAACAGAUCGACAGGAAACAGUUUUAAUACCCAAAUGUAGCCUCACACACUGAACCAGGACCAUUUUUGGGGGGGAAUUGAAUUGAUGUAAAGACAUUUUUAGCUUUUUUAAAAAAAUAGUGACUAGCAUGACAAAGCCUCUUUAAGACCUUAUAUUCAACAUACACUAAGCUGCUGGUACUAAUUCUUUGUACUCAUCCAGGUGGGCUUACCAGCCAAAUCAGGAGUGAGCGGUGCAAUUUUGAUUGUUGUCCCCAAAGUGUGUGGCAUGAUGAUCUGGUCACCUCCACUUGAUCCACUGGGUAACAGUGUCAGAGGAAUGCAAUUUUGUAAGGUAAAUGCCGCCUAGUAUUUAAAUUGCCUGUGGGGGGAAAUCUCUAUUCCUCAUAAGCUUUGCUUCUCAGAGAUUUCCCCACCACAGUCACUCCUUCCAAGUUGUGUGCUAAUUUUAAAUUUAAUAUUAAUUAACUAUUUAUUAUCUUUUCUAUUUUACUUGUAAUUUAUUCUGUGUGGCAGUAUAAUAAAAUAAAAUAAAAUAAGGCAAUUUAAAAAAAAUGGUUUGUAUUUCAUGACGAAAUACAAAUAAUGAAUCAAUUUAAUUAUAUAUUUAUGUUUAAUCUUGGGUUUAAAUCUAACAAAACAUGGCCAAUUAUUUUCUUGCCUAAAACCAAUUAAAUGUAUUGUUGACAUCUUUGACAGGAACUUGUAAAGGUGUUUAAUUUUCACAAAUAUGAUUUGAAGGGUGCUAUAUCAGGUAGAAAAAUUGAUCCUCGCUGGAAACGUGCAGAGGUCCAGGUGAGAGUAAAUACUUAUUGAUGUUUUAUAGUUUCAGGUGGUUCCAUUUCUUUUAUAUUCAUCACUUUGUUUCUGUCACAUUCAAAUAAGCUCUUUGUGCUCUUAUAAUAGAUAUUUAAUUAUUAUCAACAUAGAUAAAUAUAAGACAUAUUAGAGUCUACAAUUUAUAAAAGCAUUUGGUACAACAUUUUUUUACAAGGGAGAAAAAGUUGUUUCCCUGUUCUUUGCGGCAAGCAAUGGAGAUGUGACAGCUUUAAGAAGGUGUGUAUAUUAAAUUUGCAACUGCAAAUUAUUUAGAAUGAUUUAUGCAUAAUCAUCUAUAAUGUAUAUUUCUAAGUUCAGGUACAUGAGCUCAUUGUUUAGUAAGAUCCAUAACUAUUAAUUGUAAUAUUAUCCCGCUAGCAAUGCAAGCUCAAGUUCAUGGCCAAGCUUGGGAUCCUUAACAAACUUGUUUAAUUCGCAGUUGUGGCCUCAUCGCAAGCAGAGUAUAGUGAUCAAAAUUAGUUUUUCCUUAACUUUUGUAUAGUUUGUCUUUGUGUCAACAUUGAUUUUUUGGUGGACACUUGACUCUCACUAAUACUUGCGCUAACCUCAUUCCCAGAGUUCUCUCCUACCCGCCCUACGGAGCUCCGUAGGGCGGGUAGGAGAGAACCCUGGGAAUGAGGUUGUGCUUGCACUUCGGCUUGCAUUAUAUUUAUAAUAUAUAUUAUCAAACCUUCCAAUAUUUCAGGUAUUAUUUAUCUGGUAAGGACAUGACACAACAGAAUUAUGAUGGACGGACAGCUUUACAUGUUGCAGCAGCUCAAGGUAAGAAAACUUUCUAAGGUUUAAAGGGUUGGAAAUUUGAAAAGUAGUUUGAGAUUAGACAUUAACAUUGUGAGAGACAUUUUUCUUGUGUUGAUCAGUUGUCAAUCUCCUUUGUUUUUCUACCAAUAUUGAAAGCAGAAGAGACUAAAAAUUCUGAAACAAGCCUGCAACAGCCCUAGCAUACACUGUAGACAAAACUAAACCUCUACCUGAUAAAGUCCACCUGAGAACCUGUGCCAAAAACCUUCUUCUGUUUUCCAACGUGUGUGCCAGUCAUUGUUAAUUUGCCAAUUAAAUUGGGGGAAAAUUGAGACAUGUUUUUGUUAAUUUGUUUAGUCCGUUAGAGCCCAGAACAAGGAUCCCUAACCUGAACUGGGCAUUGACCUUUUUUAGCUUAAUUGAGAGUGAUUUCUUUCAAAAUGUGAGAUCAAGCAAUUAUUUAUUUAGCCACUUUUGAAAAAGGAUCUACGUGUAUGAACAUGAUAAACUUAAUCUAUAAAUAUUAGGGAAAAUCUCAAUGACAAAACUCAGAACAGACAAGAUCAACUGGAGAGCUGAUAUAAAACUAACUAACUAAAUAAAAAUAACUAAAUGAUUAAUAAUUAAAUGACCUGUAAUUGACCAGCUGACUUCAGGCUUACACACAAAAGUUGAGGGCUGUCACUAAGAUUUCAAGUUCCCGCAUAAAUAUAACAUGAAGGCAGGGAAUCAAACAGCUAGGGAUUUCUUUUGUUGAAAGUAGCUGGGGGCCACACAUUCUUAGUAGCCAGGGAAAGGCCCCCACCUCUUAAUGACAGCCCUGAAAGUUACUUCCUCAGUCCCCUUCCCCUUUGUUAACCUGCCUGUUCAUCUAUUUGUGUUUGGUUCAAAUGUCACUCACUGCACAUUGAUAAUAUUAAAGAAUAAGUAAUCUAUUUAUUUUAAAAAAAUUGUCCGUGAUGAAAUCACAUCUUGAAAAAUUAAAAUUCCUAAAGGCUCUGUUAAUAAUGAUUCAUGUUCCUUCCUGGCUUAACACCAUCACUAUCACCAACAAGAAAUACAUGUCACUGUAUCCUCUUAUAGCUGUAGGUUUUGUAUUUUAGCUGCUUUUACAUGUUAUAUUUUGAUCUAUCUCCUUUUGGGCUACAAGGUCAUGACAGAGUGGUCAGAUUUCUGCUUGAGCAGUGCAAUGUUCCAGUUGAUCCAAAAGACAGGUAACUGUAAUGUUUGUAAACUAAAUUCUUUUUAGGUUAGUCCAUUCUUGGCCAAUAUUAAGGAUUGCAUACAUUGUAAAACAGCAAUAAUAUUAUGAUUCAUUCAAAAUAUUUCUCUGUUUCUGUUGGCCUAAAUUGUCAUAACCACAGCAACCUUUGACCAAAUUUGAAAGAUUGAUGAGUCACUUUUACCAUUCAUUGUUAAGAAAAAGGGACAGCAGAGUGCUCGGUUAGCCCAGCUGUGUUAGCUGGAGAAAAUGGCAGAAAAUUUCACACUUUGUUUGAAGCAGUAGUGGCUGUUGUGAAUUAAAUCGGUUGCCAAUUGCAGUGUGUACUCUAAGUGUCCCCUUUACAGAAUUUCUCAUUGUGAUAUUUGACUUUUCUUUACACUGAAUUAAUCUAUAUAUUUAAAUGCUUGUAACCCAUGUUAAAGAGAAAAUGGAGCAACCCAAUUUCAAUGCAUCAGUAAAGUUGAAUUGUUAGAAAACUUAGUAAUGAGUUCACCAGAGCCGUGAACUGACGACAGUAAUACCCAAACCAUAGCCUAAAACUAUUAAUAGCAGAACUGUAAUAGCUGAACAGCAUUAAUACCACUUAACGGAUUACAACUGCGAUUUGAAAACAAACCUUGUUAUGCUGAAUUUGCCAAGUUGUAAUGAUGGGAACUUUAUGUCAAUCAAUGUAUUAAUAUGUUUCAGUGAAGAUGGAAAUAUUUUGAAUGAAUUAUUAAACAAUAUUAAUUUUAGAUUUGGCUUUCAUAUGAAAUAAGUAAUUUAUAGUUUAUAAUGCAUAGGAGAUCUGCAUGAUUUUUAUACACAAUGUACUCAAUGUCUUCUCAUUAGCUGAUAAAGAGCUUACGGUUAAAUUUUGGAAAUCAGGACAACCUUUUGAUUUGUUAGUUAUCAGCUAGCACAUUCAUUUGAACGAGCUGGAACAGGCAGCUUGAAAAAAAUUCUAAGAUUUUUUUAAUUACACAUUAGAUAAAAAGAACCCUUACACAGUAUUAGGAGACUGCAGUGUCAAAUAAAUUUGUUUAUCUGUUAUCAAUUAAUUAUUACAGAUGGGGCUCCACACCACUUGAUGAAGCAACAAGGUUUAAUUACCAGUCCUGUGCAGACUUGAUAAGACACCAUCUUCAAUUACAAGGAAAAGUGAUUGCUUGAUUGAAAUAUAUUAUCAAACCUUCCAAUAUUUCAGGUAUUAUUUAUCUGGUAAGGACAUGACACAACAGAAUUAUGAUGGACGGACAGCUUUACAUGUUGCAGCAGCUCAAGGUAAGAAAACUUUCUAAGGUUUAAACGGCUGGAAAUUUGAAAAGUAGUUUGAGAUUAGACAUCAACAUUGUGAGAGACAUUUUUCUUGUGUUUGUCAAUUGUCGAACUCCUUUGUUUUUCUACCAAUAUUGAAAGCAGAAGAGACUAAAUAUUCUGAAACAAGCCUGCAACAGCCCUAGCAUACACUGCAGACAAAACUAAACCCCUAUCUAGUAAAAUCCAUCUGAGAACCAGCACCAAAAACCUUGUUCUGUUUUCCAACUUGUGUGCCAGACAUAAUAGUUAAUUUGCCAAUCAAAUUGAGGGGAAAAUCGAGACAUAUUUUUGGUAAUUUGUUUAGUUCUUUAGAGCCCAGAACAAGGAUCUUGGCAUUGCUUCACAAUUUACUAUUCCCGGGGUUACAUUACAUCAGCGACGUAGACUAGCAACACCCCCUGCCCCAGCCGCCAUUAAUGACAGCAUUGACUCUCUCAAGGCUCGUGCAAAUGGCACAACAUUGUUGGAUGUUACAUGUUGCAUCCGUUUGCACACCCUACUGCAUGUUGUUGGAGGUUAUUGCGUGUUCUUGCACAAAGUUUGAAAUGAGUCAAGCGUUUAGCUUUGUGCAAAUGGACACAACAACUCCCAACAUAUCUUGCCCCAACAAUGCUGGGAGUUGUUGCGUCCAUUUGCGCGUAGCUUUACAGUGUAUGUCAAGUGUUUUGGGCACCAUACAAAUACUCCCUUAAAAGAAAAUUUAUUUUCACAAUGAUUACGCCAUAGGAUUUUGUCCACAGACUCAAAAAUUUUACGUCUUAACAAGUGGGGCUUAAUAAAGGUUGGUUAAUAGUACCAGGGGUUUAGUGUGACCAGAACUGGAAGUUGACUUUUUUAAGCUUAAUUGAGAGUGAUUCUUUCAAAAUGGCAAGAUCAAGCAAUUUAUUUAGCCACUUUUGAAAAAAGAUCUACAUGUAUGAAUUAGUAGCCGAGGAAAAGGCCCUCGCCUCUUAAUGACAGCCCUGAAAGUUACUUCCUCAGUCCCCUUUCCCUUUGUUAACCUGCCUGUUCAUCUAUUUGUGUUUGCUUUGUCACUCACUGUACAUUGAUGAUAAAAAUAAGUAAUCUAUUAAAUUUUAGUUUAAAAAAUUGUGCAUGAUGAAAUUACAUUGUGAAAAAUUAAAAUUCCUGAAGGCUCUGUUAAUAAUGAUUCACGUUCCUUCCUGGCUUAACACCAUCACUAUCACCAACAAGAUAUACAUGUCGCUGUAUCCUGUUAUAGCUAUAGGUUUUGUAUUUUAGCUGCUUUAUAUUUUGAUCUAUCCCCUUUUGGGCUACUAGGUCAUGACAGGGUAGUCAGAUUUCUGCUUGAGCAGUGCAAUGUUCCAGUUGAUCCAAAAGACAGGUAACUAUAAUGUUUGUAAACUAAAUUCUCGUAGAAGGUUAGUCCAUUCUUGGUCAAUAUUAAGAAUAUUUCUCUGUUUCUGUUGGCCUAAAUUGUCAUUUAUAACCACAACGACCUUUCACCAAAUUUGGAAGAAAUAUGAGUCACUUUUACGGUUCAUUGUUAAAGAAGAGGGAUAGCAGAAUGCUCGGUUAGCUCAGCUGUGUUAGAGCCAUUUUCGUUUGACCUUGAAAUGAAAACGCGCAAACAAAUAGAAACAACAAACAAACGGAAAUGAAGCGAUUUGAUUGGUUUAUUGAACGGAUACAAACACGCGUGGCUUUUGGUUGGUUAAGGGAAUGCUCGACUGAAAAAACUUCAUGCCUGAAGAACUUUCUAGAAAUCAAUCUACGCUUUGCUUUGACGUCAUACUGCAACACGAUUGGCCAAUCGAACAAUGCCUUCCCCAUAUGAGGGUUUUCUUUGGCGGGAAAACGAAGAGUCUAUGUUUUGAUCUUUUCAUCCAUUGGCUGAUGAAACAAAUAACGAACACUGACCGAAACCAUUUUUCAAGGUCAUACGAAAAUCGCUCUAGCUGGAGAAAAUGGGGGAAAAGUUCACACUUUUUUUGAAGCAGUAAUACCCAUUAUGAAUUAAAUCGGCUGCCAAUAGCAACUUGUCCCCUAAGUGUGCCCCUUCAGAGAAUUUCUCAUGGCGAUAUUUGACUUUUCUUUUUACCGAAUCAAUCUAUAUAUUUAAAUGCUUGUAACCCAUGUUGAAGAGAAAAUGGAGCAACCCAAUUUCAAUGUGUCGACAAAGUUGAAUUGUUAGAAAACUUAGUAAUGAGUUUACCAGAGCCAUGAACUGACGACAAUAAUACCCAAACCACAGCCUAAAACUAUUAGUAGCAGAACUGUAAUAACUGAACAGCAAAAAUACCGCUUAACAGGUUACAACUGCGAUUUGAAAACAUACCUUGUCAUGCUGAAUUUGCCAAGUUGUGAUCGAUGAUGAUAGGAACUUUAUGUCAAUCAAUGUAUCAGUAUGUUUCAGUGAAGGUGGAAAUAUUUUGAAUGAAUUAUUAAACAUUAUUAAUUUUGGAUUUGGCUUUCAUAUGAAAUAAGGAAUUUAUAGUUUAUAAUGCGUAGGAGAUUUGCAUGAUUUUUAUACACAAUGUACUGAAUGUCUUCUCGUUAGCUAAUAAAGAGCUUACAGUUAAAUUUUGGAAAUCAGGACAACCUUUUGAUUUGUUAGUUAUCAGCUAGCACAUUCAUUUGAACAAGCUGGAACAAGCAGCUUGACAAAAAUUCUAAGAUUUUUUUAAUUACACAUUAGAUAAAAAGAAAUCUUACACAGUAUUAGGAGACCGCAGUGUCAAAUAAACUUGUUUAUUCUGUUAUCAAUUAAUUAUUACAGAUGGGGCUCCACACCACUUGAUGAAGCAACAAGGUUUAAUUACCAGUCCUGUGCAGACUUGAUAAGACACCAUCUUCAAUUACAAGGAAAAGUGAUUGCUUGA